AUGGAUGAAGAUGAUGAAUUAAAUUCAUUAGAGGAAUUUAGUGAAAUUAGGACUUCAAAAAAUAAACAACAACAGCAACAACAACAGCAACAAAAACAAAAUGAACCUCCUCAAGCAAGUCAAUAUUCUAGUGAUAUAAUAAGCGAAUUUAGUACACAAAAUAUGAUAAAAAAACAAUUUGAACAAAAGAAACCUUCACCAGCAUCUAGACCUCUUUUUAAUUUUAAUAAAAGGAGAGACACUGAUGAACAACCACCUCCUAUUCAACAACAACAACAACAACAACAACAACAACAACAACAACAACAACAACAACAACAACAGUUACAUUCAGAAACCCCACAAAAAACAUCACCACAAAUUACAAAUCCUUCAAUACCGACAACACCUCCACCACAACAAAAAGUAUCACCACCACGUCAACAGCCACCACCACCACAACAACAACAAGGUGAAUAUAUUAAUGAUAUUGAUUCAAAUAAUAAUAAAAGACUUAGAAAUGAAUCUUCCAAACCAAUAACAACACCACCGAAAAAUAAUAAUAAUAUUGAACAACAACAACAACAACAACAACAACAACAACAACAACAACAACAACAACAACAACAACAACAACAACAACAACAACAACAACAACAGCAAUCUAUAGGGAUAAUAUCUAGAAAAUUUCCUGGACCAGCAGGUAUAUUACCACCACUUUUACCAGGACAAAUUAUAAAUAAUAGGAAAUCCAUAAGUUUAGAUCAAUCGAAUAAAUCAAUGAAUCAAUCUACACUCUUUUUAAAUAGUUCAAAUGGAAAUAAUAAAACUCAUCUUUAUGAUUCCUCAAAUCAAGAUUUCACUAGAGGUUCUUGGAUAUUAAUGUUAAAAGAAAGAAAACUUCCACCAUUUAAUGAUGAAAAUAGUACACUAUUAAAAAAUAAUAUAGAUUAUGUUUUAAAUGAAGGAUUUUUAAAAAAAGUACCACAAUUAGUUGUAUUAAUAAAAAGUUUAGUUGGUACUGAUAGUGAUUAUCAAAUUAUAGUUUCAGAUCCAUCUGGUGAAAUGAAAGGUACAAUUCAAAAAAAGAUUAUUCAAGAUUCUUUUCCAGAGAUGACACAUGGUUGGGUUUUAGUUUUAAAAAAGAUUUCAAUUUUUAGUCCAACUCCAACUUCACAUUAUAUAAAUAUAGUUUUAUCAAAUAUUGAUUUCGUUUAUCAACCAAAUUUCAAUCCUUCUUCUUCUUCUUCUUCCACCACUACCACUAAUACAACUUCUACUACAAUCAAUAAUAAUAAUAAUAAUAAUUUUGAUUAUUUAAAUAAAACUACAAAAGAAUUUGAUCAAUUAAUAGUAAAGAAUUAUAAAUCAAUUGAAAAUUAUAAUCCAAUGUCAAUAUAUCAAGAUAUACCACUUAGAAGUGAAGAAGAGAUUCAAAAUGAAUUAUAUGAGAAAAGAUUAUUAAAAGCUCAAAAAUUACAACAAGCUCAAUUACAACAACAAAUACAACAACAACAACAAUCAUUAAGCAAAAAACAACCACCACAAAAACCAAAUGAAAGAAUUUUAAAGAAAAGAAAAAUUCCUGCAAAACCAAUUCCAAAACAACCUCCUCAACAACAACAACAACAGCAACAGCAACAACAACAACAACAACAACAACAACAACAACAACAACAGCAACAGCAACAGCAACAGCAACAGCAACAGCAACAACAACAGCAACCACAACAGCAAAUAUCAUCUCCAACUAAAUCUGCCAACUCCAAUACAAUGGCAUUAACUACCUCUUCACCAACGAAAUUAGCUCAAACAACUUUAAUACCACCUGUAAAUAAACCUUCACCGUCAAUCACAAUUUUAAAACCUCCACCAAGACCAUCACAAUCACAAUCACAAUCACAAUCGCAACCAUCAUCUUCUCAGCAAUCAUCUUCACAAAUUAAACCAUCACUCCCCAUAAAAUACCUUCCAAAUAGCAACGCUAAUAAUAAUAAUAAUAAACAAAUUCAAGUUUUUGAAGAAUUGGAUGAUAAUUUUGAAGUCGAUUUAUUUGAUGAUGAUGAAUUUUCAAAACCACCAAGGGACAUAGAUUCACAAUCCCAACAGGAACAGCAACAACAACAACAACAAAAUGGUAAUACUGGUAUGACACAAGAUUUUGAAAGUUUGGAUGAUUUAGAUUUUGAACUUAAAGAUGAAGAUAUAGUGGAGUUUGAAUCCUCCACUCAACAAAUUAUAAAACAACAAGAGUUACAACAACAACAAAAUCAAAAUCAAGUUAAAACUGUAAUUAAAAAUGUUAAAACUUAUACACCCCCAAAAUUCACUUCUUAUAAAACUACUACUCCAAAUAAACCAAGUAUUAUAAAAAAAUAA
Molecule: messenger RNA, 2358 nt
Organism: Dictyostelium discoideum AX4
Lineage: Eukaryota; Evosea; Eumycetozoa; Dictyosteliales; Dictyosteliaceae
Exons: 2
Coding region: 1-2358 (785 amino acids)
Biological process (GO): recombinational repair
Source: RefSeq, a predicted model, not a curated record